Molecule: messenger RNA, 2345 nt
Organism: Coffea eugenioides
Lineage: Eukaryota; Viridiplantae; Streptophyta; Magnoliopsida; Gentianales; Rubiaceae
Product: floral homeotic protein APETALA 2
Exons: 10
Coding region: 330-1907 (525 amino acids)
Biological process (GO): regulation of DNA-templated transcription
Molecular function (GO): DNA-binding transcription factor activity; DNA binding
Source: RefSeq, a predicted model, not a curated record
GUCGUAGGUUUCAAUGUUCUUUAUUUCUGGGCAAGUCAGCCAGCAACUUGCAAAGCUCACACUUGCCCAUUUUUUUUAUUAUUCUAUUCCUCCACCACCAACCUUAGAAGGCCUCCUCAACAAAUAUAUAUCCUAGUACACAAAGAAUCAUAUACAACAAGAAAGACAAAGAAGAAAGAAGAAGGGCCGAAUAAAGCCAGCUGCACAAUACUGUUGCUUGCUGCCCUCCCGAAAUUUCGGCUCCUUCUGAUAAUCUUGGUACCUAGCUUCAAAGCUGAUCAUUCAAUACUCCUUCGGGGUUAUUUAGGAGCCGAACCCAGCAGGGAGAAAUGUGGGAUCUAAAUGAUUCACCGGAUCAAAGAUGGGAUGAUGAAUCAGAAGGCUGUUCCUCGCCGGUUGACGGCGACGAUGAUAAGGGAAAGCGGGUCGGAUCGGUGUCAAAUUCGAGCUCGUCUGCUGUAGUAAUCGAGGAUGGUUACUCGGAUGAAGAAGUUGGAGAAUUACGAGGAGGUAGCAGAAAGAGAGGUACUUCCACCAGUAGAAUCUUUGGGUUCGCUGUGUCGGCUCAUAACGACGACAACUGCUCGUCGGAGAGCGACCAACCACCGGUGACGCGUCAGUUCUUUCCGGUGGAUGAGUCGGACAUGGGAGUUGGCACCUCAUCCGGCGGCUGCAACGAAGGUGCGAGUAGUGGUUCUGGAGUGCCUGAUUUGCCCAGGGCUCCCUGGGUUGGAGUAAAAUUCUGCCAGUCGGAGCCACUUGGCGGCGGCGUCUUAGGGAAGUCCACGGAGGUUUCUCAGCCUCUGAAAAAGAGUCGCCGGGGACCAAGGUCUAGAAGUUCCCAAUAUCGUGGGGUUACCUUUUACCGGAGGACUGGCCGGUGGGAAUCCCACAUAUGGGAUUGCGGAAAGCAAGUUUAUCUUGGUGGAUUUGACACGGCACAUGCCGCAGCACGUGCGUAUGAUAGGGCAGCCAUUAAGUUUCGAGGAGUUGAGGCAGACAUCAACUUUAGUCUAGCGGAUUAUGAAGAUGACUUGAAACAGAUGAGCAAUCUAACCAAAGAAGAAUUUGUUCAUGUACUUCGGAGACAAAGCACUGGUUUCCCUCGAGGAAGUUCCAAAUAUAGAGGUGUAACUUUGCACAAAUGCGGUAGAUGGGAAGCUAGGAUGGGCCAAUUUUUAGGCAAAAAGUAUGUUUAUUUGGGGCUGUUCGAUACUGAAAUUGAAGCUGCCAGGGCUUACGAUAAAGCUGCCAUAAAGUGUAACGGGAAGGAUGCUGUUACCAACUUUGAUCCCAGCAUUUAUGAAGAUGAACUCAACUCUAGUGAAUCUGGUGGUGGUGCCGCAGACCACAAUCUCGAUUUGAGCUUGGGCAAUUCGGCUUCAAAGUUAAGCAGCCAUCGAGGGAUGGCUCCGAAUGUUGAUCGUUCUAAGGACCAACAUUCUGCCUCGAUGCAUUUCCAAGUUGAUUGGCGACACCACGGAUUCAGGUCCAAGCAGGAGAAUCCAAAUGAUGUCGAAUCCUCGAGACGGGAUGGGUACAGUGAGGCAGAAACGGUGCAACUCCUCAGUCAAACACACCUGCAUUCUCCCGGCUCGAUGAAGCCUAAGGAAAUCCAAAACUAUGGGCAAUUCAGGAGAGGCGGUGAAUCCCACAUCUUCCAAAUGUUGCCACCGCAGUUCAAUUCAUCAAAUUAUCAUUUUCAGUUUCCAAGCAGCAGCAAUGGAGGCCUAAUUGGAGCUAAUGGAGACCUUUCUCUUUCCACGAGCGAUCCACACUGGCAAUACAACCCUCCUCAUUUUUACGGCACUGCUGCAGCAUCAUCAGGAUUCCCACAGCAGAUAGUAAGACCUCAAGAUUGGACUCAGAAAAAUGGGUUUCACCACCAUCUCAUGAGACCCUCGUGACCCCCCUUUCCUUUAUUAUUUUCCCCCCCCUACCAUAAUAUCAUAUUUUGAUUUUCUGCUGAUCUGCCCUCAAAGCUCCUAAUGUUUUGUAAGCUUGUAAAGAGAUCAAAAUGCUUUGAGAGGUUCUUUAAUCUCUACCAAGGCCAACCCCCGCUCCCCUUCUCCCGGGGGGACUGUCCAGACACGCAUAUAGUACAUUUGCCGGUACCUAACCUGAGGUUCUGAUUGGAACCACGAAAGAAGUAGAAAGGGAUAUUUGAGAUUUUCUACUGUGGUUAAAUGUUGUAUUAGUACUAGUCUAGUCAUGACUAACAAACUCCGAUGUUGUAGCUUAGAUUCUAACUUCAAAUGUGUCGCCAGAAAACAUGUCUUCUUGUCCUCAUUAUGUAUUAUGUAGAAAAUCAAAAUGGUUGUCGAGACUCUCUCUUCUCAAGUCAA